AUGGCUCGGCGUCAACCCAAUAUUCCUCGACGUGAUCAUCAAGAAACUGUGAUAGAGAUUAAGAGGCCCGUGAACUUCACAGGAGGGCUUGAGUUUUCUGGUCUGACCUACACAGUAACGAAGAAGAAGAAGGUUGAUAACAGUUGGGUGAAGGAGAACGUGGACUUGCUUCAUAACAUAACUGGCUACGCACCAAAGGGUUGUGUCACUGCGGUGAUGGGUCCCAGUGGUGCAGGGAAGUCUACGUUCUUGGAUGGUGUUGCUGGAAGGAUUGCAAGUGGGAGCCUUAGGGGAAGGGUGUGUUUGGAUGGCACAGAUACUAACCCUACUUUGAUCAAAAGAACUUCUGCUUAUAUCAUGCAGGACGAUAGGCUCUUCCCAAUGCUCACUGUCUAUGAAACUUUCAUGUUUGCUGCUGAUUUUCGACUCGGCCCUCUUCCUCUCGCUGAAAAGAAGCACAGAGUCGAGAAGCUCAUUGAACAGCUUGGCUUAUCAUCAACUCGAAACACGUACAUCGGAGACGAAGGAACAAGAGGAGUAUCCGGGGGAGAGAGACGUCGUGUAUCGAUCGGCGUCGACAUCAUCCACGGACCAUCCCUUCUAUUUCUGGACGAACCCACUUCGGGUUUGGACUCCACCAGUGCCCACAGCGUCAUCGAAAAAGUCCACGACAUCGCCCGCGGUGGCAGCACCGUCAUCCUCACCAUCCACCAGCCUUCCUCCAGAAUCCAGCUUCUUCUCGACCACCUCAUCAUCCUCGCCAGAGGCCAGCUCAUGUUUCAGGGCUCUCCCAAAGCCGUCUCUCUUCAUCUGGGUCGCAUGGGGCGUAAAGUCCCCAAGGGAGAGAAUCCAAUCGAGCAUCUCAUUGAUGUGAUUCAAGAAUAUGAUCAGUGUGAUGUUGGUGUCGGAGCUCUCGCUGAGUUUGCCCGCACCGGAGUGAAACCCCCUCCUUUGUCUGACCAGGAAUUUUCUCUCUCCACCGUCGCACCGUCCACCCCAGGUCGAAACCCUCGACUUGCGGAUCGUUCCGCCGUCGACGAUUUUGACCACAGUGUGAGAAGUGCCAGAAGCCCUCAUACACCCCGGUCCUGGAAUGCCGGCAAUAGUGGAUUGUUCCAGAAGUUAACACCUUCCCGCUUUAAGAAUGAACACAGACUGCAGAAUAAUCGUUUAAGUAGUAAUGCUUCGCCAGGGUAUUACACGUACUCGAGCGAGAUCCUCGCGGCGACACCGACGCCUCAUAGCAGCGACUACACUGUGAAUGAGAAUGACUACAUGACUCCCCCAGAUGGCGUUCCAAAGCAUCUGGGUCCGAAAUUUGCGAACUCCUUCUUGGCGGAGACGUGGAUUCUGAUGCAGCGGAACUUCAUAAACAUCCGGCGAACCCCUGAGCUUUUUCUGUCCAGAUUGAUGGUGCUCACGGUCAUGGGCAUCAUGAUGGCCUCCAUGUUCAAGAACCCUAAAGAAAACGUACAAGGGAUCACCAACCGCAUCAGUUUCUUCAUCUUCACCGUCUGUCUCUUCUUCUUCUCUUCCAACGACGCCGUGCCGGCGUUCAUCCAAGAACGAUUUAUUUUCAUAAGGGAGACUUCCCACAACGCCUACCGAGCCUCGUCCUACACCAUCGCCGGAAUAAUUACUCACACCCCUUUUCUUGUUCUGCAAGCUUCCGUUUAUGCCAUCAUCGUCUGGUUUGCUUUGAAGCUCCAAGGCCCUUUUCUAUACUUCGUGUUGGUUCUCUUCGUUUCCCUUCUCUCCACCAACUCGUUCGUCGUUUUUGUGAGCUCAGUGGUUCCAAACUAUAUCCUGGGUUAUGCUGCUGUUAUCGCUUUCACUGCUUUGUUCUUCUUGUUCUGUGGUUACUUCUUGAGCAGCAAGGACAUUCCGAUUUAUUGGCGUUGGAUGAACAAAAUUUCGACCAUGACGUAUCCCUAUGAGGGGCUUUUGAUCAACCAGUAUCGGAACUCAGAUAGGUUUGGAUCAAACCUGGACGGGACAAAUAUUACAGGUCUUGAUAUCUUGAACAAUCUCCACAUAAGUACCGAUUCGUUUAGGAAGUGGGAAAAUGUGAUCAUAAUGUUGUUCUGGGCCGUCCUAUAUAGGAUUUUGUUUUACUUGGUCCUUCGUUUUGCUUCGAAAAACCAGAGGUCGUAG
Messenger RNA from Neltuma alba, 2154 nucleotides. RefSeq names its product ABC transporter G family member 17-like. The transcript is spliced from 3 exons. Gene Ontology annotation, cellular component: membrane. The record is from RefSeq and is a predicted model, not a curated record. Gene Ontology annotation, biological process: transmembrane transport. Lineage: Eukaryota; Viridiplantae; Streptophyta; Magnoliopsida; Fabales; Fabaceae. Bases 1 to 2154 code for a protein of 717 amino acids. Gene Ontology annotation, molecular function: ATP binding; ATP hydrolysis activity; ABC-type transporter activity.